Messenger RNA from Adineta ricciae, 861 nucleotides. Lineage: Eukaryota; Metazoa; Rotifera; Eurotatoria; Adinetida; Adinetidae. The record is from the annotation of a GenBank genome assembly.
AUGUGUGACAGCAAGUAUCAUAAAUCUUCAAGUCUUGGCGAUCUAUCCGGUGAAGUAGUUGAAUCUCCUCGUACACCUGUCAUUAAAAGAUUAAAGCACGGCUUGGCUUUUCUCAUGGGUUCAAACGAUAACUUAUCCGACGUUUCGGACAACACACCCGACUGGAUAUUCAGUAAACAUCAUGCUACAUCGUACGCGCGCGCGAUUGAAUACGAUUGUGUUAAAGAUCGUGGUAUAGCAAAAACCGUGCAAAAGCUGGAAGAUGCCGAUGUCAUUCCGCAUGAUGACUCCGAAGAUAAUAAAUUAUUAAGAUUCUAUUUGAAUGAGGCACGAAAUGAAAACAAUGCACUGUAUUUGUUAUUAUUCAUCUUGAACACCGUUUUCUAUAAAAAGAUUAAUUCGUUCAUGAUCUUUGGUAGUCCGAAAAUAGUUUAUGAUAAAUUAUGCCGAGAAUGGAGUGGUUAUUAUGCCGGUUUAUUGAUGAGAAACCCUGCCUUACAUUUGUAUCGAUACAAAGGAAUAGUUUAUCGCGGUAUGACGAUGUUUACUCAAAAUCUACAAAAAUCGUACAAAGUAGACAACCGUUUUACGAAUAAAACUUUUCAAUCAACAUCAACAUCAUGGGAAAUAGCUGCGAAAUAUGCAGGUACAACACCGGCAAAAUUAAGCGAAACGAACGUGAUUAUGAUCUAUGAAAUUGUCGACUCUCGAUUUGCACUUGACGUUGAAAAGUUUUCGAAAUGCCCAGAUGAACGGGAAGUUUUAUUAUUACCUGGGUGUUUGUUCGAAGUUCAACGAAUUGAUAAUCGAAAAAAUCCAAUUCAAAUCUAUGUUGAACAAAUUACUACAUACUAUGCAUAA